Messenger RNA from Bursaphelenchus okinawaensis, 2212 nucleotides. The record is from the annotation of a GenBank genome assembly. Lineage: Eukaryota; Metazoa; Nematoda; Chromadorea; Rhabditida; Aphelenchoididae.
AUGGGGGCAAUUUUAGCCGCUCCGGCCUGUGCUAGCUCUGUAAGUAUUAACAUAUUGUUUUAAUGAUGUUAACAUAGCUCUUUUGAUACUUUAAAGAGCUUUUCUUUUAAAGUUAUCUUUUCUUACUGUUAUCUUCAUAAAGUCGACGUAUAUGUGUAUCCUUUCAGAUGGCGUGUUGCUUUGGCAGUGCAGCUUGUCAAUUAUGUUGCUCAGUUUGUCCAACAUCAAAGAAUUCUACAAUGACCAGGAUCUCCUAUGCUUUCAUGUUGUUGCUGGGGACAGUUGUGGCUUGUUUGAUGCUUUCUCCUUGGAUUCAGGAGAAGAUGUCGGAUGCGGAUUGGUUUUGUGAAAAGUUUGACAUUAAAUGUCAGCAAGCUACGGGAUUUCAAGCGGUUUAUCGGUAAGGUACUUGUUUUUGGUUUUUUUGAAACUUUAGGUAUCUAAAACACUGAUAACACACUUCCUACCGGUUUAAUAGAAUCUUUUUGAGUGUCAGAAAAUAUGCCGUUAUCUGCUUUUUGUAUUAAUACUUAAGUUUGCUUUAAUUACAGGUUAUGUGGUGGAAUGGCAUCGUUCUUUUUCAUCUUCAUGUUGGUUAUGAUUGGAGUGAAUUCGAGUAAAGACGGCAGAUCAUAUAUUCAAAAUGGUUUUUGGUUUUUUAAGUACUUGCUUAUGAUUGGACUUGUUGUUGGCUUCUUCUUUAUUAGAAACGAACACUUGGCAGGACGUAAGUUUUACUUUAUUAAUGAUAUUGUUUUAGUUAUUUGAAGUAGCAGUAAAUGUUUUAUACCUUUAUUCAGCAUUUAUAUACCGUUUAAUCGCUUGUUUAGCAUUCAUCUUAUAGUAAUUGUAUUGUUUUAGCCAUGAUGUGGGUUGGAAUGAUUGGAGGCUUUCUUUUCAUCUUGAUUCAACUGGUCUUGAUUGUGGAUUGGGCUCAUGGUUUGGCAGAAGGUUGGAUGGAGUCUUAUGAAGAAAACGACAGCAGAGCUUGCUUUGCCGGUUUAGUCGGAUUUACGAUUGGGUGUUAUGUUCUGGCUGGAGUUGGGGCUAUCUUCAUGUACAUUUGGUACACUACUGUGAGUUUUUUCAGCUUUUUAUACCUAAAAGUUGUUGCAUUUUCUACGUUUUUCGAUAUUAUUAAAAAAAGAUUUUUAUGGGAUAUUCAGUUGUAAGAAGUGAGAGAAUUACAAUUUCAGGGCGGAGGAUGUGGUUUGCCGAUCUUCGUUAUUACUUUCAAUAUUCUUUUGUGUAUCGCCGUAUCUGUCAUCUCGAUUCAUCCUAAGGUCCAAGAAAGAAUGCCAACGUCAGGGCUUUUGCAAUCGAGUUUCUUGACAAUGUACACCAUGUACUUGACCUGGUCGGCUUUGAUCAACAAUCCGGAUCGUGCUUGCAACCCAUCUUUGAUGAAUAUUAUUAGAAACGGCACUACUCCUGGUCAUGAUGAACAUGUAAGUUUGAUUAUAAAUUUUUUAAUCAAAACUGACUUUAAGAUUUUUUAAACUUAUUUUUAGCUUUAAUUAUAGUAAUUUUUAAAUGUGGAAAGUAAAAUUUCAAAUGAUGAUAUCUAUAUUAACAUACAUUACAUUUCAGUCGUUCGCCACGCCAAUUCCCACCAACUCUAUUGUCUCUCUUGUCAUUUUCUUUGCCUGUCUUUUGUACGUUACUAUCAGAACCAGCUCGAACACGUCAUUGGGAAAAAUCACUGGAGAUACAGGUAGAUCAAAUGAUAUACCGUUGAGUGAGUCUCGUCCUAUCGUCGGAGGUAUUUUGAGUAUCUGAAGGUGAAUAAUGAGAGUAUUUUAUAGAUACGGACGAAGAACAAGGUCGUGUGUACGAUAACGAACAGGAAGGAGUCGCCUACUCUUACAGUUUCUUCCAUUUCAUCUUUGCUUUGGCUUCGCUUUAUGUUAUGAUGACUUUGACUUCGUGGUAUAAGUAAGUUUUUGUUAAUUACAGUUUUUUAUACUGCUUAAGGGCAUUUGUGGUUACUUUUUUGAUGUUUUUAAAAACAAUUGGUCAUUUUAAAGCUAGUAUACUAAGGAACGAAUGAAGUAAAUUAACAUGUUAUUUUAGGCCAGACAGUGAUCUCUCGCAUCUGAACAGCAAUAUGGCUUCUUUAUGGGUAAAAGUCGUGUCCAGCUGGCUGUGCAUCUUCAUCUACGGUUGGACUAUUGUGGCACCGGUUUUGUUUCCGGACAGGGAAUUUAAUUAA